This is a messenger RNA of Myxocyprinus asiaticus (Chinese sucker), 4853 nucleotides long. RefSeq names its product kelch-like family member 3 (gene klhl3). The record is from RefSeq and is a predicted model, not a curated record. Lineage: Eukaryota; Metazoa; Chordata; Actinopteri; Cypriniformes; Catostomidae. Bases 1449 to 2966 code for a protein of 505 amino acids. Gene Ontology annotation, molecular function: protein binding. The transcript has 13 exons.
AGACCGUUGCGACGUUUACUGGUGGAAACCCAGCGAUAGCCGUGAGCUGCUAACCAGUUAGAUAAACAACAGCGACCCUCUCUUGAAAGACAGCUCUGACCACGAAACAGACUGAUGUAAACGUUCAGUGUUCGACUCAAAACUAUUAAGGACCACAAAUGUCAAAAACGGAAUAGUUGAGGCGUACAAAAACUGCACGAAAACGAUGUAGCAAGCUAACUUUAGCCAACUGCCUCGCGCGAUACUCCUCAAACCAUGGACUGUGACGGGUAAGAGUGGAGAAUAUAACUUAUAGACGUUUAUUAAAAAAAGAAAAGCGAUGACGUGACAAGAAACAGUUAAAGCUGAUAUUUAACCCGUGAAAUUGACUGGAGAGCGAGGGUGCUGGUGUAAUUCUACCCGCUACAUUGCUAAGAUGUCUCUUGUAUACAUUCAGUUAAUUUCUCUUAUUGUUUGCGAAUUGAACAUUGAUUAUUUUGGUGUCACACACCAUGUGGUGGUGUUAGUUCUAAACAGUUUGAAUAAUAAAAAAAAAAAUUAAGUACAAAUAUCGCCUUACUAGCAGGCCAACGGCUCACGAGACAUUCAAACUAAUCUAGCGCCAAGUGUCUCGUGCAGAAAUUUGACUCCUGAUUAAUUUAUGUACAGUAUAAACGGGGGUUUAUAAUCAAAAUAAUGCAGAAUGUUAUUAGUUAUUUGUCUUAAUAGCGAGAGACACGUUAUUGGCUAAUGGUUUAACAUGUUGCUUGUAAAGGUUCUUUAAGUCUAUUUGAUUCAUUCACUAGGUGUCGAUUCCCUUGUCCCCUGCCUAGUUUGGGUACGCAGGACGAUUCCCAAGAUUCAGGCUUUUACACCUUUAGUCACACACACAUGACGAAAGCCUUUGGGUUUAUGAAUGAUUUGAGAAGGUGGGUAAACUGAUAAAACUGACCCAACACUGUUUUUGAUGUUCCCCAGGGCCAUAACCCCCAUAGACUUAAAAGGCAGCACGUUUUCCCGAAUAUUUCGAUUAGAUGUCAACCAAAAAUGGGUUUUCCAAUAGUCAUUUAUAUUGUUAUAGUUCAGUUUUUAAAUUUGCACCUCCCAGUGUUGAGUAUGUAGUAACAGUUUUGUUGUGAAUGUAGGCUGAAUGCUCAAUAGAUAGAGGAUAUUUCUAUCUAAAACUAGAUCUUUAGUUUUUCUCAUAUUCUUUGUAACCAAAGCCGAAGGAUGCUUUGUGAUGUUCUGCUGGUGGCGGGAGAAGUGGAGGUACCAGCACACAGAAUAGUUCUUGCCUCCUGCAGUCCGUACUUCUGCGCUAUGUUUACAGGUACUCCUCUUUAUAUGAUGCUAUUCCUAUAUAAAAGGGAGCUGCAUGUCCCAUGGCCUACUCCGCACUCUGCUAUUUUUAAAUGCAUAGCAAAGAGACAUCCAAUGGCUUGCUAUGUAUCUGAAGCUAUAGUAGUGACAUGAGUGAGAGCAAAGCUCACCAUGUCGAGAUCAGGGAUGUUGAUGGAGAGACACUCAUGAAGCUGGUGAAUUAUAUUUACACCGCAGAGAUUGAAGUGUCUGAGGAUAAUGUUCAGGUGCUGCUCCCAGCUGCCAGCCUGCUGCAGUUGAUGGAUGUUCAGCAGGUUUGCUGUGACUUCCUGCAGGCCCAACUCCAUCCCACCAACUGCCUGGGCAUCCGAGCAUUCGCUGACCUGCACGCCUGCACAGGACUGCUCAGCCUAGCCCAUGCUUAUGCGGAGCAGCACUUCACAGAUGUCAUCCUGGGUGAGGAGUUCAUGGCCCUAUCCUUGCAGCAGGUGUGCAGUCUGAUCUCCAGUGACAAACUGACCGUGUCCACUGAAGAGAAGGUUUUUGAGGCCAUGAUUGCGUGGAUAAAGCACAAUAAAGAGGCCCGUUUUGAGUACAUGCCAAAGCUAAUGGAACAUGUUCGACUGCCUCUGCUGUCCAGAGAUUACCUUGUUCAGAUUGUAGAGGAGGAGCCCUUAAUAAAAAACAACAACAUUUGUAAGGACUUUCUUAUUGAGGCGAUGAAGUACCACCUUUUACCUGCAGACCAGCGGCAUCUUAUAAAGACUGACAGAACACGACCACGCACACCCGUCUGUCUACCAAAGGUGAUGAUGGUGGUAGGGGGUCAGGCUCCUAAAGCCAUCUGCAGUGUGGAGUGUUAUGACUUCCAGGAAGAUCGCUGGUACCAGGUGGCCAACUUACCCUCCAGACGCUGUCGAGCAGGUGUGGUGUAUAUGGCUGGCAAGGUGUAUGCAGUGGGGGGGUUUAAUGGCUCUCUGCGUGUGCGGACAGUGGACGUGUAUGAUGGGUUGAAGGAUCAGUGGAGCUCUGUCCCCAACAUGCAGGAGCGUCGCAGCACUUUGGGUGCAGCCGUACUGGGUGACCUGCUGUUUGCUGUCGGGGGAUUUGAUGGAAGUACAGGCUUGUCGUCAGUGGAGGCGUAUAACCCCAAGACUAAUGAGUGGAUGUUUGUUGCUCCCAUGAACACCAGGCGCAGCAGUGUUGGGGUGGGCGUUGUUGAUGGGAAGCUCUAUGCUGUUGGAGGUUAUGAUGGAGCAUCUCGCCAUUGUUUGAGUACUGUAGAAGAGUAUAACCCAGCCAGUAAUAAAUGGUGCGAUGUGGCAGACAUGAGCACCAGACGGAGUGGAGCAGGUGUUGGAGUGCUCAAUGGACAGCUCUAUGCUGCAGGUGGGCAUGAUGGUCCUCUGGUGAGAAAAAGUGUGGAGGUCUAUGACCCCAACACUAACACCUGGAGACCAGUGUGUGACAUGAAUAUGUGCCGGAGGAACGCAGGGGUGUGUGCCAUAAAUGGGUUACUGUAUGUGAUCGGAGGAGACGAUGGGUCGUGCAACCUUUCCUCUGUAGAGCACUAUGACCCUACAACUGAUAAAUGGAGUCUCAUACCCACUAACAUGAGCAAUGGCCGCAGCUAUGCAGGGGUGUCAGUCAUUGACAAACCAUUAUGACUAAAAGUCCUGGGCAGCAGGUCUCUCCAUGCCUGUCGAGGGAGCAGCUGUGACAGACAGACAGAGAUUUAAAGCAAAAUCCAGAUGCUGAUGGAGCUCUGUAGGACCUUUCUGCCCUGCUCACUAUCCUCUGGAUCCAAGUGAAGCUGCUUAAAACUCAUCUCAAAUCUGACUGCCUCACACAAACAAUGAGCCCUGACAUCUCCCAGUCUCCAGAAAGUGCAAUUUAGCUCUGUUAUUUUUUUUUAUUUUUAUUUUUUUUUAAAUGAGCCCUCAUAUGAAGUGGCCUAGUUGGACUAAAUCUGGCUGGACAGAGCGUGUAAGGAUGGAUUGAGGAAACAGUUCCCUGUGCGGACUGACUGGCGUGGGAAAAUUAAGUGGUAGUGUAGGUGCAGGUGAAGACUGUGCCAACAGAGGGCCCCCUGCCUGCUUUACUACUGACUCUGAGCAAAGUCACUGAUUUACUUACAUUGACAGUUCCAUUCACAGGUUAAACAUGAUCAUAUAAUGCAGUGCCAGUCUUUGGUUAUUUUGGCUUUAGCUUGAUCUCUUUGAGGAGAUGACACAAAUGUAUAUCAAGGCAUAUCCCUUAAACUGGAUCAGGACUUACUCUACACUCUCACAAAGGGAUCUUGCUCUGAGUGUAUAUCACUAACUUCCGAUUUUUGGUUACAGGGUAACUUGUUUUAAAUUUGUAUUAAAAGUAUUAUGGGAACAAGACUGUAAAAAACUGAACACUAGUUUGAAAGUUGUUUUAACCAGCUGCUUUUGUGCCAUAAUGUAUGUAAUAUUGAUUUUAUUUCAACUGGUAAACAGGAACACCAUAUAAAUCUCACAGGGUUAUGUGCCAAAUGUAACACUUAAUCAUAUGCAUAAUACUGUAUGUUAGUUACUUGUAUAUAAGCACUUUCCAUGAUGCAAUUUUGUUGUGAAAUCAUCCACGUUGGACAUACAGAGCCUAAACAUGUUGAUUAACAUGUCUUUUAACUAGGGCUAAAAUGACAACGUUGACAAUAAAGAAUUGUCGACAAAAAUUUUCAUUGUCGAAUAGUCGUUUGAUCUCGUUUAACGUGACAUGAGAUCACAUUAAACUCUAAUGAUGACUCGUGAGAGCAGCACUGCAGUUUGCACCUGACAGAGGAGAGGAAGAAUUACAUAGAUGCACUCAGCUUGUGAUCUAGAUCGCAAAGUAUGAGGAAAUUAUAAUGCAAAAAUACAAAAUAAGUAAAUACAGAAGCACUCUCAUGGAAUAAGCGGAGCCAGAGCUCUUUAAAGGAAACACCCCGGCGUUACAUCUUAAAUGCAGUUAUGUUUAAUGCGUUAUAGCUUUAUUAAAGUUCAAAUAAUACGGAAGCAGAUCAUGUAAAUAACUACAAACUCUGAAACUGGCAUUUCUGUGUGCAGUCAGCGCCUCUUCUAUGAGUUGCACGAAUGUCCCGAUCUAAGGGGGAGAGAUUGAACUGUCGCUGGGACAUUCAUCCCUGGAGCGUGCACGCUUAAUGCAGCCAGAUUAUAACGUGAUGGCUCGCGACUUAUUGAAUCAUAAUAUAUGUCACUGUGCAUUUCUUAUCCUGAAGAAAUUUGGCAAAAUGCAGCUUUAUUAAUAAGAGAGAGUUUGCUUUGAGAGUUAAAGAUGGAUUGAAGUGAACAUAAAGGUGAGAGAGGGUAGUCUUCGUCCCAUUAUACACUGAAACAAAAUACAUUUUUGAUUUGUUUUUGUUUUGGCUUGUUUUCCAAUAUAAAACUCCUUUAAAACAACAUAAAUUUUCUAUAGCAGCUAUACUGCAGAAGAAAAAAAUAUUAUCUGAAAAUGUUGAAUAUAAUAUUAAAAAUACAAAUAUUUUAAAAUAUCUAAAAAUCCUUUAGAAAAAGAUGCAUUCACCUGAG